This is a messenger RNA of Nipponia nippon (crested ibis), 808 nucleotides long. The record is from RefSeq and is a predicted model, not a curated record. NCBI's taxonomy places the organism in Eukaryota, Metazoa, Chordata, Aves, Pelecaniformes, Threskiornithidae.
ACAAGUGCAAUGUACCAUCUGGAGAAAAAGUAGAAGAAGCUGAACAGCCCAGUGAUAUAGAAGAAGGAGGAUUAGAUCUCAGCGUGUCGCUCAAACCAGUCAGUUUCUACAUUGCAGACAAAAAAGAAAUGCUUCAACAGUGUUUCUGUGUCAUAGGGGAGAAAAAGCUACAGAAGAUGCUGCCUGAUAUUUUAAAGAACUGUUCCAUGGACGAAAUCAAAAGGCUUUGCUUGGAGCAGUUGGAGAUGUUAUCUGAAAAAAAACUGUUGAAGAUACUUGAAGGCAAGAUUGGAGCUGAUUCUGAUACUGACGAGGAGGCAGAUGGAGGAGACAAGACUGGAGGUGAAUCAGUCAGUCAACAGGACAACAGUAUAGACUCUACUUCUUCUCUGAAAGAAGACAACCAGCUGGAAGGUCAGGAAUCAAAACAAGGCAAGGGAGAAGAUAGUGAUGUCCUCAGCAUAAAUGCAGAUGCAUAUGAUAGUGACAUAGAAGGCCCAUGCAAUGAAGAAGAUGGCCCAGAUGUGCAGGAAAACACUGUCAGAAGUGGAGCUGGUCAGAUAGAUGACCUUCAGAAGGACAUUGAGAAAAGCGUGAAUGAGAUACUGGGGUUGGCAGAGUCCAGCCCAAAGGAGCCCAAAACAGCAACCUUAGCCGUUCCUCCGUCAGAAGAUGUUCAGCCGUCAGCACAGCAGCUGGAGCUUCUGGAGCUCGAGAUGAGGGCCAGAGCUAUUAAGGCUCUGAUGAAAGCUGGUGAUCUAAAAAAACAGCCCUGAUAUUGUUUAGAUUUAAUUUUCAGUAUUUGUUU